AGCUGUGGCCAAACUUCAGGGGGACCGACAAGGGACCGACGUGACAACGGGUCAUAUAGACCUGGUGCUGUCAGAGCCAUAGAUACCGCACAAUUAAUAGUGCCCCCGGUUCGACAAUACAUGUUUCAAGUCUCCCCUUAGGCUCUUAUCAAUUUUCACACUACUAUAUAACCGAGCCAUCAUAUCCCUUUGUAUCAGUAUUUUUACUACAGCGACUACUCGACUCGGUCAAUCAACCCUAUGGCCAUAGAGGAUAUUCCCACUUUUCAAUCACACACCAUCUCGAGCAUGCAUUCUGAAUUAUACCCUGAUGCCAAGGCUACCGAUACCAGUCUUGUCGAAGAAUCGAAAGAGGAGAACGAGCAACUCCCCGUUUACCGCCUGUAUAAGCGCCGUUUCACUGGCCUUGUUGGUUUCAUUUUAUUGGGCCUCGUGACUGGUAUGCCCUGGGCAUGGUUUGGGCCCAUAUCGACUGAUUCUGCUCGGGCCUUUCACAUUUCCGUCGACCAGGUGAACUGGCUCGGUAACAUCAUAUCUUGCGUCUACCUCCCCGUCUCACUCCUCGUUCCCGUUUUCUGCUCGCGCUUCGGCAUUCGUCGCUGUGCUGAAGUCGGUGUAGUGACGCUCCUCAUAUCGGGCUGGGUGCGCUAUGCGGGCACCAUCUCGUCCUUGUCCUCUGAGAGCGCUUAUACGCUACUCAUACUCGGACAGUUCUUCUCAGCAAUAUCCCAACCUAUCUUCCAAGUCCUUGGUCCAAAGUAUUCCGAGACGUGGUUUGAUCUCAAAGGGCGAACCACAGCAACAAUGGUGAUCGCCAUCGCCAAUCCUGUAGGUGGCGCGAUUGGUCAAAUGAUUAGUCCUCUAGUUGGUACGGCAAGGGAAUCUAUAUUGGUCCUAGCAAUCAUAUCUACUGCCGUCGUCCCGGCCCUUUUCCUCAUCGAGAAUGAACCAAAAACGCCACCUACAUAUGCAGGCUCCAAGGCGUCACAAUCACUCUACUCCCUCCUAUGUGCGAUGGUCGGGAAAGUUAGCCCCGGCGACCCUGCUUACAUGGCUCCUCGCGAACGGGUGGACUUCACCAUCAAUGCGAUACUUUUUGGUGUACUCGUUGGCGCGGCAAACGCACUCAGCAUCCUUUCCGCGCAAUAUUUCGAACCUGAGGGGUACAGCGACUCCAUAGCAGGCCUCUUUGGUGCAACCCUCCUACUUAGUGGGGUUAUAACCGGUAUCUGCACUGCUCCCCUGUUCGAUCGGGUAUUGACCCACCAUCUGGGCAUAACACUAAAGAUUCUUGUCCCGAUUUCUGCAGCAGGAUGGUUGAGCUUGAUCUGGGCUGUCAAACCAGAUAACACUGGCGGUAUCUUUGCGAUCAUGGCCAUUAUCGGUAUCAGCUCCCUCAUCAUGCUCCCAGUCGGUCUCGAGUUAGGAGCCGAGGUAACCCGAAAUGCAGACGGAAGUGCCGCUAUUUUGUGGUGCUCAGGCAACGCAUUCGGCAUUAUAUUCAUACUCGCGGAAGGUGCCCUCCGCGCAUCGGCGACUGCAUCCCCGCCAUAUAACAUGCACGCAGCGUUCAUACUGCACGGCGUGAUAGUGGCGGCGGCGGCCUGUCUCGUGGUGUUUGUACGCGCAAAGCAGGCGCGGCGGGAGAUGGAUGAACGCAUGGCACAACACGUAGAUCCAAACCGGAAUGUGGAGGCGAUGCCGAUGGAUACAUUAGCCACGGCCUCUUCAGGUCAGUCCAUCAGGUCGAUAGAAAAGGAGGAGAGGGGGUCGAUACAAGAUAAAGAUGACUCAAUACCGUUGCCUGACAAGAGAUGAUAUUAGGG
Messenger RNA from Suillus subalutaceus, 1826 nucleotides. Its product is annotated as MFS general substrate transporter. NCBI's taxonomy places the organism in Eukaryota, Fungi, Basidiomycota, Agaricomycetes, Boletales, Suillaceae. Gene Ontology annotation, molecular function: transmembrane transporter activity. Gene Ontology annotation, cellular component: membrane. Gene Ontology annotation, biological process: transmembrane transport. The transcript is spliced from 13 exons. Bases 241 to 1818 code for a protein of 525 amino acids. The record is from RefSeq and is a predicted model, not a curated record.